Molecule: messenger RNA, 1900 nt
Organism: Dermacentor albipictus
Lineage: Eukaryota; Metazoa; Arthropoda; Arachnida; Ixodida; Ixodidae
Gene: ohgt
Product: E3 ubiquitin ligase component cereblon
Biological process (GO): protein ubiquitination
Cellular component (GO): Cul4A-RING E3 ubiquitin ligase complex
Source: RefSeq, a predicted model, not a curated record
GAGGCGUUGACUGUACUCUCGCCUUCAGUGCUCCAGGGACCAGUGGCCACCAAAACAAAUAUGGCGCCGUUCGUGUUCUAAAAAUGCGGUGAAAGACUGCGCACAGGCUCUUAGCAACGUUAAGCAGAACGUUUCCGCUUCGCCGGAGUGGCUAACCGAUGGCAGAUGACAUAAUACACCUUGUUCCGAGGGCUGAAGACGCUGACGAGGAGGAAGACUCGGCGUCUGCCUCUGCGAUGGACGUCUCCUAUGACACCUCGCUGCCAGCGCAGCACACUUACCUCGGUAACGACAUGGAGGAUCUCACGGGCAGGACGGUUUUCGAAGAAGACAGCCUGCAAACGAUACCUGUACUGACAUCCCAUGACGUCAUAUUGGUGCCAGGUCAGAUCUUGCCUCUCCAGAUAUUUCGACCCUUGGAGAUAUCCAUGAUGCACAGAAUUAUAGAAAACGAUCGGACUUUUGGCAUCGUUGGCGAAAGCGCGAGUAGCACUUCUCCGCAGCCGCUAGGCACUACUGCUGAAAUACGGUCCUACAAAGAAGAGGUUGACGAGUUGUCCGGCGUAUCAACACUUGUGGUCAAAGCGGAAGGUCGACAGAGGUUUCGCAUCAUCAGCUCCCGCACAAGAAGCGACGGCAUUCUCAUGGCUAGCAUUAAAAUACUUCCUGACAAGCCCACCGCCGACGUCGGUGAAGCCGCUCGACUUCCAAGCCUGUCAAGGUUUAAGGGACGCUCCACGUCUCGGUACACUCCGAGCGAGCGACACAAAGACCCUUACGGCUUCUCCCACGUGACAGCUUGGCCCUCCUGGGUGUAUCGACAGUACGACGCGAACCUCCUGGUUUCGAAAAUAGAGGCUGAGUUGCGCGAGUGGACUGAAAAUUUUGCCACCCUGAGCCUACCCCGCGACCCGUGUCGCUUUUCCUACUGGGUCGCGAGCAGUCUUCUCCUGGACGACAAGCUGCGCCUGGAGAUGUUAUCUUACGACAACCCUGUACAGCGACUGCGAUGUGAACUGGCCAUUCUUCGUGACUGUCGCGUGCUGACGUGUAAGGAGUGCAACCAGAAGAUGGCCGACAGGAGCGAUGUGUUCAGCAUGUCUCAGAGCGGACCACAGGGCGCAUACGUUAAUCCCCAUGGAUAUGUACACGAGAUGAUAACUGUGCGCAAAGCCACUGGCGUAUACUUGAAUGGUCGACCGAGCACACUGUACAGCUGGUUCCCAGGUUAUGCAUGGACGAUCCUGCAAUGCAGUGGUUGCCACUGCCAUGUUGGAUGGAAGUUCACUGCUUCCAACAAGGCUCUUUUACCAAAGAAAUUUUGGGGUUUAUGCAGAGCUGCAAUAAGGCCGGCAUUGCAGACUGAAAGGCGUUCAUCUUAAGAAAUGUGUGGUUGCUUUCUUGGAAGCUUGACACGAAAGCCUAGUCACAUGCUUAAGUCCUCCAUUAGAACCUUGUAGGUCACCUUCCCCGUGAAGAAGCAAGGUCUGGACAACCGAAUACUUAUCCAAGGAAACAUGCAGAAAAGCAGUUGAGCCUGACUUGCCUUGUCUGCGUACGCGCCAUCGUCCAGUCAGGCCUCCACGUCAUGUUUGCAUACCGCCUGAUUGAAGUGAUUUGACAUUUGUAGGGCUUUAAGGUGCUGUGAUGUACUCUGACACAAAAGCUCAUUGCUUGCAGGCCAAGGCAACCAGUACUGCUGCAUGUGAUAAGGGCUAUAAUUUAAAUGCCCAGAUUGCCAGUUUAUUUGGCUUAGUCAAUGUGCAGCUAAGCUCGAAUAUACUCGCUACUGAACAAAAUACCACCUUUCUAUGGUAUGUAUUCAAACUCUGCCCCAUGUGAUCACUGUGCUAAAAGAAAUGAACCAAAUAAAAAGAUGAAGUUUUUUUUUUUUUUGCUA